AUGAUGGUUGAAGUGAGAAUAGAACGAGACCAAGUAGAAUCAGGUGAUUGGUACGAUGAGCCGACAAUAGAUCAUGAGAUUGGUCCUGACCACCCCUUAGCUGGAGAUGGAGAAGUUAUCAACAUUACAGCAAUAUCACUAGAGGAACGCAUUGCGCAAAUCAAUGCAACAUGGCCUCACAAUGGAGCAGCCAAUGAAGAAAGAAUCAACUUAAUUCGGGAAGCCAUCGACCAGCACUUUACACUUCUACAGGAUCAGUUUGACGACCUGUACAAUCCAGUGGCGCAUGCGCAUCUUAGGUCGGCUAUUAUGGAUGAAAUUAAUUAA
Molecule: messenger RNA, 327 nt
Organism: Seminavis robusta
Lineage: Eukaryota; Bacillariophyta; Bacillariophyceae; Naviculales; Naviculaceae
Source: the annotation of a GenBank genome assembly